Messenger RNA from Tribolium castaneum (red flour beetle), 2030 nucleotides. RefSeq lists its product as uncharacterized. The record is from RefSeq and is a predicted model, not a curated record. The coding region runs from base 448 to 1806 and encodes 452 amino acids. The transcript has a single exon. Gene Ontology annotation, molecular function: protein binding. NCBI's taxonomy places the organism in Eukaryota, Metazoa, Arthropoda, Insecta, Coleoptera, Tenebrionidae.
UAAAACAAUCAGUUCAACAAUACCAAAUGCAUAAGAAAUAUUGAUAAAAUACAUAGUAGAGUAGAGUAGUUAAAAUAAAAAUAUGCUUUGACAAGACCGUAAUAGUAAGAAUAAUGGCAGUCCAUAGAUUUUAAUACUCUUAUUUUACCAUCCUUAUAGGAAUACCUGCAUUUUAUCCUAAAUAGUUGCCCUACAGUGUUUUAUUCCCAAACGGAAAUAAUGAAUAAUCAGUUUAAAAAAACCGCUCGCUCUCCUGGCGGGGAUAUUCCUUGCCCGCUAUUGGCGUCUCUGCUUUUCAAAUAUUAUUUAUUUCCUAACCUCAUUUUCCAUGUCUAAUUGCCACAAAUAGACGAAAAAGUAGUGAAUUAGCCUUACUACCAGCAAAAAUGUGAUAAAACCGCCCGAGCCACCGCUGCAAUGCUGCAACGUCUUCACCUCGGCUCCUAAAUGUGUGUAAAUUGUAGAAUUCGUCAUAGAAUGUCUUCGCGUAUUUUGGCCCCGAAAAUGGCAAGAGCAGACACUUUAUGUAGUCAGUCGCUUCUGGAAGCGGGCGACCGCCCCCUCGAACGCCCGCUCGGGGGCGAGCCCGGCGACGUGAAGACCCAGUUCGUGACUCGCGAAGGCACCUACCGUCUCAUGACCCUCAGCGAAUACUCGAGGCCUAACCGAGUCGGUUAUCAGACUCAGGGGCAAACGCCGCCCCAGGUGCGUGUCUCCCUUGUCACGCUUCCGGACCAGGGGGAGAGAAUUUGCUUCAACCAUGGGCGGGAGCUGUACGUUUACGUGUACAAAGGGAUCAAGAAAGCGGCCGAUUUGAGCAAGCCCUUGGAGAAGAAGGUGUACAAAGGGACGAACCCGACGUGUCACGAUUUUAACAUCGCGUCAGCUUCGGGCGAGAGCGUCAGUCUCUUGAUCGGCUUCAGCACGGGUCAGAUCCAGCUAAUUGACCCGAUUAAGAAAGAAUUGAACAAAUUGUUCAACGAGGAGCGGCUUAUUGACAAAACGAGGGUUACAUGUUUAAGGUGGGUGCCGGGAAGCCGGUCGUUGUUCCUAGCAGCGCACGCCUCAGGCCAGUUGUAUGUGUACAAUGAGGAGCUCCCGUGUGGCUCGGCAGCCCCCCAUUAUCAGCCGUUCAAAGUGGGGGAGGGCUUCAGUGUGAGCACUUGCAAGACGAAAUCGACCCGGAACCCUCUUUUCCGGUGGCUUCUGGGCACCGGAAGCGCCAUUAACGAGCUGGCGUUCAGCCCCAGUGGGGCCCAACUGGCCAUAGUGUCGCAAGAUGGGCAGUUGCGGGUGUUCCAGUACGACAGUAUGGAGCUGCUGGGCACCGCCCGCUCGUACUUCGGGGGGCUGCUCUGCGUGGCGUGGUCUGGCGACGGGCGCCUGAUUGCAGUGGGGGGCGAAGACGAUUUGGUCACUGUUUACUCCAUGGAGCAGAAGCGGGUCGUCGGGAGGGCGCAGGGGCACCGCUCGUGGGUGGCCGCCGUGGCGUUUGAUUGGUUCCUGGAGGCGGAGUCGUGCUACAGGCUGGGGUCAGUGGGGCACGACACGCAGUUGUGUCUUUGGGAGCUGCCCGAAGACGCGUUGACGACUCCUUCGAAACCGAAGGUUAAGAGAAGGUCGGAUCCUUUGCAGCUGGUGGGGACACCGGCCUGUCCCAGGCUGGACGAGUGUCCGGUGUUGGAACCUUUAGUUUGUAAAAAAAUUGCUCAUGAAAGGUUGACUGCUUUGGUUUUUCGACCUGAUUGUAUCAUUACGGCGUGCCAAGACGGUUAUGUGUAUACAUGGGCAAGGCCCCCUUCCUGAAUAUGUCGUAUUUUUCUAAUUAGAUUUUUAUUCAACUUUUAUACAUAGUAGGGGCAAUAACAGGUGGAUAAAACUGUGGAACCAAAGUGUAAAAUAGCAAACGCUUGGUUGCAUUUUUUCACCUGAUAGCAUGUAAGUGUAAUUGAUGGAUGUAGAAUCUGUUGCAUAAUUGGUGUGAUUUUUCGUAAUUUUAUCAUUCGUAAAUAUAUGAAGAUAUUUUGAAA